Messenger RNA from Setaria italica (foxtail millet), 1053 nucleotides. Its product is annotated as lichenase-2. NCBI's taxonomy places the organism in Eukaryota, Viridiplantae, Streptophyta, Magnoliopsida, Poales, Poaceae. The transcript is spliced from 2 exons. Gene Ontology annotation, biological process: carbohydrate metabolic process. Bases 1 to 1053 code for a protein of 350 amino acids. Gene Ontology annotation, cellular component: plasma membrane. The record is from RefSeq and is a predicted model, not a curated record. Gene Ontology annotation, molecular function: hydrolase activity, hydrolyzing O-glycosyl compounds.
AUGGCAAGGCAAGGUGCAGCUUCAAGCAUGUUUGCCAUGGCAUUACUCCUCGGAAUCAUUGCUUCCAUCCCCCAAAGCGUGGAUUCCAUCGGGGUGUGCUACGGCAUGAGCGGCAGUGACCUACCGCCGGCGAGCACCGUCAUCAGCAUGUACAAAUCCAACGGCAUCAAGGCAAUUCGGAUAUAUGCGCCCGACAAGGCGGCGCUCCAGGCCUUGGCUGGCACCAACAUCCGUGUCCUCGUGGGCGCGCCCAACGAUGUGCUGUCCAACCUCACCGACGCGAAAGCCGCCGCCGCCUGGGUCCGCGAUAACAUCGAAGCCUACCCCUCGGUCUCGUUCGGCUACAUCGCCGUCGGCAACGAGGUGGCUGGCAAAGCGGCGGACCUUCUUGCUCCAGCCAUGGAGAAUGUCCAUUCUGCGCUCGACGCAGCUGGUCUUGGCCACAUCAAGGUCACCACGUCGGUGUCGCAGGCCAUAGUGGUGUUCAACAAGCCCUCCGGUGGCAAUUUCACCAAGGAGGCGCAGGGGUUCAUGGGCCCGGUCCUGAAGUUCCUGGCACGUACUGGCGCACCGCUCAUGGCCAACAUCUACCCGUACUUCACCUACGCCUACAACACGGCCGGCAUGGACGUCGACUACGCACUCUUCACAGCUCCAGGAACCGUGGUGAAGGACGGCAAGUACAAUUACCAGAACCUCUUUGAUGCAACCGUCGACGCCUUCUAUGAGGCGAUGGCGAAGCUCGGUGUGUCCGAUGUACCUGUCCUGGUGUCGGAGACCGGGUGGCCCUCCGGUGGUGGCAAGGCGGCGACACCGGAGAACGCAAAAAUCUACAACCAAAACCUGAUCGAGCACAUAAGAAAGGGCACGCCACGGCACCCGGAGCCAAUCAAGACGUAUGUCUUCUCCAUGUUCAAUGAGAACCAGAAGGACAAGGGCGUGGAGCAGAAUUGGGGUCUCUUCUACCCAAACAUGAAGCCCGUCUACGCAAUCAGCUUAAGCACGUCUGCUGCUCCUGCUCCUGCUCCAUCUCCUGAUUCUGUGGAAGAGUGA